Rodentolepis nana is the source of this 342-nucleotide messenger RNA. The record is from the annotation of a GenBank genome assembly. NCBI's taxonomy places the organism in Eukaryota, Metazoa, Platyhelminthes, Cestoda, Cyclophyllidea, Hymenolepididae.
AUGGCGCCUAAAUACUCAGGAGGAAGUAUAAGACAAUUGGUCCGAUGUCUCUCCGCCUUAAUUCAUGGAAAUUCAGCCAGCAAGCUGAUGUGGAUCUUCAAUCUCUACGACACCGAAGGCGAUGGAGUGAUUGAUAAGACAGAGAUGUUUAAGGUCGUCCAAUCUAUCUAUGAUCUACUUGGUAAACAUACCGACCCCCCAUACGAAGAAACAACUGUCAAAGAACAUACGGAAUAUGUCUUCAGUAAACUUGAUCUAAACCAAGAUGGCGUGAUCAGUCCCGAAGAAUUUUUAGAGGCUUGUCAAAACGUGAGUUCACGCUUUAACUCGUCUAAAAUCUAA